AAAUUUCUACGUGUGAGUAUCGUGUAUAGUUUUGCUAUAAUCUCUAAUCACCAUGUCUGGGAGAGGGAAAGGUGGAAAGGGUCUUGGGAAAGGAGGAGCCAAACGUCACCGAAAAGUGCUUCGUGAUAAUAUCCAAGGUAUUACCAAACCAGCAAUCCGACGACUGGCACGUCGUGGUGGAGUGAAGCGUAUCUCCGGUCUUAUCUACGAGGAAACUCGUGGUGUUUUGAAGGUGUUUUUGGAGAACGUUAUCCGGGACGCUGUAACCUAUACAGAGCAUGCCAAACGGAAGACUGUAACCGCCAUGGACGUAGUAUAUGCCCUAAAGAGACAAGGUCGUACCCUUUACGGUUUCGGAGGUUAAAGGACUGAGCUGCAAAUUAUCAAACCGGCCCUUUUUAGGGCCACCACAUCCUGCAAAAGAGAGCCAAUUUCUCACAUAUAUCCAAGAGUAGUAAUAUCAAUUAAACUGAGUUUCUCAAUGUUAGUUUGACUCCAUUGAAUAUUUUUAAUAGAGGUAGGUGUGAAAUUCAUGCUGAAAAACAUCAUUUCACACAAAGAAAGAGAACACCAUUAGUAUUCCACGUGCACACACCAGUAGAAGGACAUUAAAUCAUAAACGAGAUACUUUCAUUUAAUUAUAUAUGUAAGGAAUUAUACGUUACUGAAACCUAAUUUCUUGGUCUCCACAUCAGUGAAAGAAGCAAAACGUUAAAGUCGUUAUUGUACUAUUUCAACAGUAUUAGCGAAAGAAUAACAUUGUAUUUUUGGAAAUUCCAGAAAGGAAUACGAUUAAAAUAAACUCGAUAUUUUGUUUCAUACUUCUAGAUUAUGUUAAUCGUGGUCUAUGCUCUCCACGGUACCUCGAACAUGGUCCAUAAAAACUUCAAAUUUAU
Messenger RNA from Limulus polyphemus (Atlantic horseshoe crab), 896 nucleotides. Its product is annotated as histone H4. Gene Ontology annotation, biological process: nucleosome assembly. Lineage: Eukaryota; Metazoa; Arthropoda; Merostomata; Xiphosura; Limulidae. The record is from RefSeq and is a predicted model, not a curated record. The coding region runs from base 53 to 364 and encodes 103 amino acids. Gene Ontology annotation, molecular function: protein heterodimerization activity; DNA binding; structural constituent of chromatin. Gene Ontology annotation, cellular component: nucleosome. The transcript has a single exon.